UUCAUUUCCUGGCACAAUUCCCUUUAAGUUCCCUUUAUUUCCUGGUAUAUUUCCUUUUAAUUUCCAUCCAUUUCCUGGUAUAUUUCCCUUUAAGUUCCCUUUAUUUCCUGGUAUAUUUCCUUUUAAUUUCCAUCCAUUUCCUGGUAUAUUUCCCUUUAAGUUCCCUUUAUUUCCUGGUACAUUGCCCCCCAUUUCUGAGAUAUUUCUCUUUAAUUUCCUCCAUAUCUUUUAAUAAUGUUGCAAAUGGCGCCGCUCAAAAAUUCAACAAAGUUGCAACGCUCAAAAGUACAACAAAGUGGCAACUCGGAAGUUCGGCAAAAUGUGACAAAAUGAUUGCUUUUUGUAAUACUACGUUUCAAAUAUUUCCGCGUUCUACGUUGAAUACCUUUGCUUAGACACGACUGGAGAUGGCAACAAACGUUGUGAGAAGAGUAGCGCCUCUAUAAAAAUACUCUAGUUAUUCUACUUGAUGUGCAAUGAUUGAAAAGUGCUAUCUUUUUUAAAGAAUGUUGUGGCUUGAAAUUUCGCAACAGAGAAAUGCUCUUCAACUUCUGUGAUCCCCGUUUACGACCUGAAAUUGAGUGUAGUACUGUCAGCACAGAAGGUCAUGAAGUUUCUAACCUAAUCAGUGAUUCUGAUAAAGGUUUCUUAGCUUAUGCAUGUAUUAAACCACCUGUUAACAUUGACAUUAGCUUCCUCUGCAAUGUAUCAAUCAAUCAUAUUUUGAUUUGGCCACAUGUUGGUUCUCAGAAGUCUUCGGGCUUCCAAUUAUAUGCCAAAACCAGUAAUGACAGCAGCGUACCUUACACUUUAUUGGCUACUGGAUUCUUAGGUCACUCAAAUGCUGGACUGCUAUUUUCUUUUUCGAAUAACAACUAUGAAGCGAUCUCUGUUCCACCAAAUUUUUUAAAACAACAUAUAAAACCAUCUCUGAGAUAUUUAGCAACAUAUUUAAGUAACCUAAGGGUGUGUAUAUGUAAGACAGAGAACUCUGUACCUGCAUUAGGCAAAAUUGAAGUAUGGGGAACUGUAUCACCACGUUGUGGAAAGGAUACAGUGGCCAGUAUUUGUUCUUUAUGGUGUAAACAACAAUCUUUUAAGUCCGAGUUUGCAGAUACACUGCAAUCUUCGGUAGAAAAACCUAAGCAGAUUGAUCAACCUCUUCCUGUUACAAAUAACAAGGAGGUACUGGAAUCAUCUCUACAAAUUCCAGAGUCUUUCUUAGAUGCCAUCACUUGGGAAAUUAUGACACAGCCUAUUCUGUUGCCUAGUGGAAAAAUAAUUGAUCAAAGCACAUUACAAAAACAUGAGGAAUCCGAAGCAUUAUGGGGAAGAAGAUUAUCCGAUCCCUUUACUGGCAUACCAUUCAGUGAAGAUCGUAAACCUAUCAUAGCAGCUGCUCUAAAAAUGAGAAUAGACAAGUUUCUACUUGAAAACAGUAAUGCAGAUGAAAUUAAGAAGCUGCCAAGAGUUUUAGGUCACGCAUUACCUUUGAGCAUGAUAGACAAACAAAUUUCAGAUGCUCCUAAAUAUUUGUUAAAGCAAAAUAGAUUAAAUAAAAAUAUAAGUAAGCCGAUGUUGCACACUUCUGUAACAAGUUUUCAAGAGAAUAAGAAGUUCUGCCACAAACUGCCAGUUAUUUUAAUGCCCCGUAAACGAAAUGCUUCUACUUUAACUCAACCAGUCAAGAAAAAGAGAUCUACUAAUUCUCAUGUAUCAUUGCCCAUAGAAGGAGAAAAUGAAAAAAAAAAUGAUAGCUGUACAGAUGUAGUAAACUUGAAGGUCGAUAACAGCGUGAAGUUCGAUGUUGCCACAGUAGUUCCUCAUUUAAAACGUUUUAACAACAUUCCAGAGAACCAUGACAAAAGUUCUAUGUUGAACACUUGUACUUGUUGUCCUAAUGGAAUUUUUUAUCAACUGCCAUGCAAACAUGUGUUAUGCAGGAAAGCCUUAACAUCUAUUGAAGAUAAACGGUGUUCAUUAUGCAGAGUGUCAUAUAAAAACGGCGAAAUAAAACGUAUUUAUCAAUAAUUUGUAAAUACAAGAUUCUCUUACAUUAAUUAAAUCCUUAUAUUACUUGUGAUUGUUUUACACUAAAUAUUGUAAAUAAAAUGUAAUAAUAAUUUUUAAUAAAUAUAUAAAAUCUUUUACAUUUUAUUGCAAUGCAA
Hylaeus volcanicus is the source of this 2168-nucleotide messenger RNA. Its product is annotated as RING finger protein 37. Bases 538 to 2031 code for a protein of 497 amino acids. Lineage: Eukaryota; Metazoa; Arthropoda; Insecta; Hymenoptera; Colletidae. Gene Ontology annotation, cellular component: nucleus. Gene Ontology annotation, biological process: protein polyubiquitination. The record is from RefSeq and is a predicted model, not a curated record. The transcript is spliced from 2 exons. Gene Ontology annotation, molecular function: ubiquitin-ubiquitin ligase activity; ubiquitin protein ligase binding; zinc ion binding.